Coregonus sp. 'balchen' is the source of this 22514-nucleotide messenger RNA. The record is from the annotation of a GenBank genome assembly. Lineage: Eukaryota; Metazoa; Chordata; Actinopteri; Salmoniformes; Salmonidae.
AUGGGCUCUGGAGAUCACAGACGCAGCCUAGUGGAGAUCCUGAGGCAGGGCUAUGAGGGGCCAGAGGAGGAGUCCAGGGCCCUAGUGGAGCUUCAGAAGAGCCUGGGGGCCUCACACUCACAGGGCCGCCCAAUGAAGAUGGCAGCACGUCCCCAAAAUGUGAGUACAGCUCCUCUGGCAUCUGGUGUGGUGUGCUGACCCAUUGGAGGCACCACAACUUUACUGGUGGGCUGGGACAAAAGCCUUACCUCACUGCAUCCCUCUAGACCAGUAGUGAAUAACAUUAUUCUAUAAAAUUGAUUGUCAAUUAUUCCAUAAUGUGAUGGAUUAAUGGAUUCUAGCCAAAUUGACACUUAUUUCGCUCUCGCUCUCUCUCUCUCGCUCUCUCUGUCUCUCACUCUCUGUGUAGGGCUGUGAGAUGCCCCUGGAGGACCUGCUGUCUCUGUAUGGGUAUGAGGUGUCUGAUCCCCUCCUGCAGCAGGACAGGGAGCCCAACGAGCUAGCAGCCAGUCUACCUGACAUGACACUGGACAAGGUGAGACCUGGGUAUACCUAGACAUACCUGAGACUGGAGUAAUGCCCAGAUAAAAGUGUAAACAGGAAAGCAUUGCAGAAGGGGUGAACCACUCAGGCCCUCCAGUUCCAGUCUGGCUGAUUUUCUCUUUUGUUUCUUCUUAGUACUUAAUUUAUUCAUUUGUUAGUAAAUCAAAUCAAUUUUUAUUUGUCAUAUGCUCCGAAAGCUUACUUACGAGCCCUUAGCCAACAAUGCAGAGUUUUAAAAAAGUAAGAAAAAAUUGCUCAAUGAACAAAACCAAGAAAUAGUAGCACAAUAACGAGGAUAUAUGCAAGUGGCCCGGUACCAAGUCAAUGUGCAGGGGUACGGGUUAGUCCAGGCAUGUGUGUUUGCAUGUGUCAAUAUGCAUGUGUGUUUGUCCGUGUGUGUGUGUCUGUUGGAGUGUCAGUGUAGUAUGUGUGAGUGUGUGGUUAGAGUCCAGUGAGUGUACAUCGAGUCUGUGCAAGAGAGUCAUUGCAUAUACAUUGCAUUCGGAAAGUAUUCAGACCCCUUGACUUUUUCCACAUUUUGUUAUGUUACAGCCUUAUUCUAUAAUGGAUUAAAUAGUUUUUACCCCCUCAUCAAUCUACACACAAUACCCCAUAAUGACAAAGCAAAAAAACGUUUCUUUAGAAAAAUAAUCUAAUUUAUAACAAAUAAAAAAUGGAAAUAUCACAUUUACAUAAGUAUUCAGACCCUUUACUCAGUACUUUGUUGAAGCACCUUUUGCAGUGAUUACAGAUUCGAGUAUUCUUGGGUAUGAUGCUACAAGCUUGGCACACCUGUAUUUGGGGAGUUUCUCCCAUUCUUCUCUGCAGAUCCUCUCAAGCUCUGUCAGGUUGGAUGGGGAGCGUUGCUGCACAGCUAUUUUCAGGUCUCUCCAGAGAUGUUCGAUCGGGUUCAAGUCUGGGCUCUGGCUGGGCCAUUCAAGGACAUUGAGACUUGUCCCAAAGCCACUCCUGCGUUGUCUUGGCUGUGUGCUUAGGGUCGUUGGCCUUCACGCCAGUCUGAGGUCCUGAGUGCUCUGGAGUAGGUUUUCAUCAAGGAACUGUCUGUACUUUGCUCCGUUCAUCUUUCCCUCGAUCUUGACUAGUCUCCCAGUCCCUGCCGCUGAAAAACAUCCCCACAGCAUGAUGCUGCCACUACCAUGCUUCACCGUAGGGAUGGUGCCAGGUUUUCUCCAGACGUGAUGCUUGGCAUUCAGGCCAAAGAGUUAAAUCUUGGUUUCAUCAGACCAGAGAAUCUUGUUUCUCAUGGUCUGAGAGUCCUUUAGGUGCCUUUUGGCAAACUCCAAGCGGGCUGUCAUGUGCCUUUUACUGAGGAGUGGCUUCCGUCUGGCCACUCUACCAUAAAGGCCUGAUUGGUGGAGUGCUGCAGAGAUGGUUGUCCUUUUGGAAGGUUCUCCCAUCUCCACAAAGGAACUCUGGAGCUCUGUCAGAGUGACCAUCGGGUUUUUGGUCACCUCCCUGACCAAGGUCCUUCUCCACCGAUUGCUCAGUUUGGCCGGGCGGCCAGCUCUAGGCAGAGUCUUGGUGGUUCUAAAAUUCUUCCAUUUAUGAAUGAUGGAAGCCACUGUGUUAUUGGGGACAUUCAAUGCUGCAGACAUUUUUUGGUACCCUUCCCCAGAUCUGUGCCUCGACACAAUCCUGUCUCGGAGCUCUACGGACAAUUCCUUCAACCUCAUGGCUUGGUGUUUGCUCUGACAUGCACUGUCAACUGUGGGACCUUAUAUAGACAGUUGUGUGCCUUUCCAAAUAAUGUCCAAUCAAUUGAAUUUACCACAGGUGGACUCCAAUCAAGUUGUUGAAACAUCUCAAGGAUGGUCAAUGGAAACAGGAUGCACCUGAGCUCAAUUUCUAGUGUCAUAACAACAGGUCUGAAUACUUACGUAAAUAAAGUAUUUCCGUUUUUUUAUUUUAAUACAUUUGCAAACAUUUCUAAAAACCUGUUUUUACUUUGUCAUUAUGUGGUAUUGUGUGUAGAUUGAUCAGGAUUAUUAUUUUUUAAAUCCAUUUUAGAAUAAGACUGUAAUGUAACAAAAUGUGGAAAAAGGGAAGGAGUCUGAAUACUUUCCGAAUGCAUUGUAUAAGAAGGGGGUCAAUGUAAAUAGUCCAGGUAGCCAUUUGAUUAACUGUUCAGUAUUCUUAUGGCUUGUCGGUAGAAGCUGUUAAUGUGCCUUUUAGUCCCAGACUUGGCACUCUGGUACCGCUUUCCGUGCAGUAGCAGAGAGAACAGUCUAUGAUUUGGGUGGCUGGAGUCUUUGACAAUUUGUAGGGCCUUCCUCUGACACCGCCCACUGCCUGGUAUAGAGGUCCUGGAUAGCAGGGAGUUCGACCCCAGUGAUGUACUGGGCCGUACGCACUACUCUCUGUAGCGCCUUGCGGUCGAAUGCCGAGCAGUUGCCAUACCAAGCGGUAAUGCAACCAGUCAGGAUGCUCUCGAUGGUGCAGCUGUAGAACUUUUGGAGGAUCUGAAAACCCAUGCCAAAUCUUUUCAGCCUCCUGAGGCGGAAGAGGCGUUGUCAUGCCCUCCUCACGACUGCGUUGGUGUGUUUGGACCAUGAUAGGUCCUUUGUGAUGUGGACACCAAGGAACUUGAAACUCUCAACCUUUUCCACUACAGCCCCGUCGAUGUGAAUGGGGGUGUGCUCGGCCCUCCCUUUCCUGUAGUCCACGAUCAGCACCUUUGUAUUGCUCACGUUGAGGGAUAGGUUGUUGUCCUAGCAACACACUGCUAGGUCUCUGACCUCCUCCCUAUAGGCUAUCUCAUCUUGUCAUCGUGUCGGCGGCAAACUUAAUGAUGGUGUUGGAGUUGUGUGUGACCACGCAGUCGUGGGUUAACAGGGAAUACAGGAGGGGACUAAGCACGCACCCCUGAGGGGCCCCAUGUUGAGGGUCAGCGCGGCGUAUGUGUUGUUGCCUACCCUCACCACCUGGGGGCAUCCCUUUGGGAAGUCCAGGAUCCAGUUGCAAAGGGAGGUGUUCAGUCCCAGGGUCCUUAGCUUAGUGAUGAGCUUGGAGGGCACUAUGGUGUUGAAUGCUGAGCUGUAGUCAAUGAACAGCAUUCUCACGUAGGCGUUCCUUUUGUCCAGGUGGGAAAGGGCAGUGUGGCGUGCAAUAGAGAUUGCGGCGUCUGUGGAUCUGUUUGGGCGGUAUGCGAAUUGGAGUGGGUACAGGUUUUCCGGGAUGCUGGUGUUGAUGUGAGCCAUGACCAGCCUUUCAAAGCAUUUCAUGGCUACAGAUGUAAGUGUUACGGGUCCAGAGUCAUUUAGGCAGGUUACCUUGGCAUUCGUGGGCACACGGACUAUGGUGGUUUGCUUGAAACCUGUAGGUAUUACAGACUGGGUCAGGGAGAGGUUGAAAAUGUAAGUGAAGACAUUUGCCAGCUGGUCAGCGCGUGCUCUGAGUACGCGUCCUGGUAAUCAGUCUGGUCCUGCGGCCUUGUGAAUGUUAACCUGUUUAAAGGUCUUACUCACAUCGGCUAUGGAGAGAGUGAUCACACAGUCGUCCGGAACAGCUGGUACUCUCAUGCAUGGUUCAGUGUUGCUUGCCUCAUAGCGAGCAUAGAAGGCAUUUAGCUCGUCUGGUAGGCUCGCGUCACUGGGCGGCUCGUGGCUGGGUUUCCGUUUGUAAUCCGUGAUUGCUAGCCCUGCCACAUCCGACGAGCGUUAGACCCGGUGUAGUAGGAUUCGAUCUUAGUCCUGUAUUGACGCUUUGCCUGUUUGAUGGUUCGUCGUAGGGCGUAGCGGGAUUUCUUAUAAGCGUCCGGAUUAGUGUCCCGCUCCUUGAAAGCGGCAGCUCUAGCCUCUAGCUUGGUGUGGAUGUUGCCUGUAAUCCAUGGCUUCUGGUUGGGAUAUGUACAUGUGGUCACUGUGGGGAUGAUGUUGUCGAUGCACUUAUUAAUGAAGCUGGUGACUGAUGUGGUAUAAUUGGUUAUUGGUGCACCCGCCUGGUUUUCCAAGCAGAAAUCAAUCACUAGUUAAAAGGCAAGAUGGAAAACCAGCAUAGAGUACACUGUGAUUGUCGAGGAGCUGUGCACUCCUUUAUUCAAGAGCAUUACAGGAUACAUGUUCUGGCAUUGACAUGAUGUCUAUUGAUUCUUGUAUGAGUAAUGAUGACUUGGUCCAUAAGGAAAUGAGUUAAGGUGGCUCUUAAGGGCUCUUGAUGCCCUGUCUAGUCUACAAACACUCAGAAAACAUUAAAAUGACUAAAUUACGUUUAUGUAUCAUAAAUGCAAUUUACUUCACUGAGUGUGAUGCUUAGAGAACAUUCCAUUGAGACAGUAAUGGACUGUUCCGUUCUUCCAGGACCAGAUUGCUAAAGAUCUGUUCUCAGGAGAGGAUGAGGAGGAGUCAUCAGCUGAUGACCUCACUCCCUCUGUCACCGCCCAUGCCUCCGACCUCCUCCUCCGCCGCCACCUAAGAGGUACGACCAAUAAUGUCAUAUACAGUAUUAGGGCUGUGACGAUACCAGUAUUGCAAUAUUUUUUUCCAUGCCAAAAAUGAAAACACGAUGCAGACAACUCUUUGGUCCUUUAAAACCUGCUGUAUGUCAAAUAUUGUGUGCUAUAGCUUAAAAAAUAGGUAAAUGUAACUCUGGCUGACAACAUAAUGAUGUUUGUUUUUAAAAUUAGGGCUGUUUUCCUAAAGAAGUUAAAUCCGCUUCAUGUUUUGUUUCCUUGCCACGAUACUAACGAGUAUCGUGAUACUGGUAUCGCCCUGGCCUUAUCCAAUAUCAUUCUAGUAUCAGACUACAGGUAACUGCAAAAAUAAAGGAAACGCCAACAUAAAGCAUCUUAAUACAGUGUUGGGCCACCACGAGCCAGAACAGCUUCAUUGCACCUUGGCAUAGAUUCUACAAGUGUCUGAAACUCUAUUGGAGGGCUGCAACACCACUCUUCCAUGAGAAAUUCCAUCAUUUGGUGUUUUGUUGAUGGUGGUGGAAAACGCUGUUUCAGGCACCGCUCCAGAUCAGGUGACUGAGACACACACACUCUUUAAACCCCCUAUGCUCCUUUGAAGAUCCCUAUUUCAAAGUCACUGAGAUCUCUUCUUCUAGCCUUGGUAGCCAAAGUAAUGGGCAACUGGGCAUUUUUAUACAUGACCCUAAGCAUGAUGGGAUGUUAAAUACUUAAUUAACUCAGGAACCACACCUGUGUGGAAGCAUCUGCUUUCAAUAUACUUUGUAUCCCUAAUUUACUCAAGUGUUUCCUUUAUUUUGGCAGUUACCUUUAUAUAAUGGGUAUGACACACUCCUCCUUUCCCAGCACAGCUACCACUUCCGUAAACAGACCCCCACCCACCCAGCUCACCACUCAGAAGAAUCCCCUUAUCAUAUCACGUCCAUAUCUUUUUUAAAUGGCCUGAGGGCCCCUUUAUGGCAAAACAAAUUUGUUGUACCUUGACGUUUUUAAUUGGUGGUGUUAUGAGAAUGCUACAUAUUGGUGUAACAAAUGUUCCCAUGUGCCAGCCCAUUCCCUGGCAGACGGAGACAAAGGCACCUUAGUCAGCUCCUCAGAAGAUGACUCGGACGAGGAUGACGACACCUCCAUUCCCUCCAAUGAUGAACGCAAGGUGAGACACUGGGGCCUACUGAACAGAGAGAAAAUACUCUACAAUUACUAUUUAGGGAAAUAUAAAAACCUGUUUUCUGUAGUGCCUGUGUGACUGACACUGUGGUUGUUAUUUUUCCAGGACAUCAUGGUGGGCUCAAUGUACCAAGCCAAAAUCCCUCCUCUCAGCCCAUACUCAUACCAGGAGAGAGGUAACCCCCAAUUGACCCUUUCAGAAUCAGUGUACAUUUUGGAUUAGUGUGUUGACACUUUGACUCGCCUCAGUCUCACACACAUCCUUAUACCUGUGUCUCUAUCACUAUCACUAACUCUCCAUCUCCUGCUCCCAGUCUAUGAGAAUGAGGACCAGCUCCUGUGGACCCCAGAUAUGUUGCCAGGCCAGGCGGUAAAGGAGUUCCUGCUAAGUGCCAAGAGACGGGGAGGCCAGGAUGGGGCUGUAGACACCCUCAUCAACGGGGACAUAAUCAAAGACAAUGAACAAGUACUGUAGCGGGUUGGGUCAUUUACUUUAGUUGGACGGUGUAUACCAUAUGUAUCCUCUACAUACGACUAAUAAAACUUGAAACUGGGUGGUAAAGCAGAAACAGAGUGGGACUGGAUCUUCAUAUGUAAAUCUAUUAACUUUGUUUGCAUGUCGAGUGAUUUCUGGACAGUUCAUACUGUGGUUGAGGUCACAGACUUCUGUCACAACUGUUAGCUUUCUUUUCUCUUUCUCUCCGUCGCUCUCAGGCCCUGUAUGAGCUGGUGAAAUGCAGCUUUAAUGCAGAGGAGGCACUGAGACGACUGCGCUUUAAUGUGAAAGUAUUCAGCGGUAAGACCGUCCAUGACACAUUUAUUACUGCUAUCAAGAAUGUAAUAUAUCAUCUUACUGCAACAUCUUACUAGUGACAACAACUCUUUUUUAUUCAAUUUUUUUAGGCUCUCUUAUAGUCCUCAUUUGGACUAAUCUUCCAAGAGUCUAUUAACUCAUAUCAAUGACUCAUUAGCAGCACCAAAUUAUUAAUUGCAAUUUCAUAUUUGAGGACAGACAGUGAAGCAACCACCAUGCCUGUAGAGUCUUCAACUCAAUAACCACCGCUGUAAAUAAAAAAUGUGUGCUAAUUCGCUACAGCUGUUUAGUCUCUGAAUGAUGCUAGUAUUCUACAUUUUAGAGCAUUAAAAAAAAUGAUAUUGUGGGACCAUGGAACUUCUUUGGUUUCUUUGGAACUUAAUCUUUGCUUUCCCUUGGAAAUUAAAUGAUUUGAUAGACCCACCAUGAACCCAUGUUAACAACAACUUAAAGAUACACUUAUAUAUUGGCCUAGGUCAAAUAUUUAAGCUAAGUCCCAGGGCUUGUAAUCUUAUUCAUAUCAGCAGUCCUACUCUGAAAGCCUUUUUUUAAUACGGCCCUGAUCUGUCAUCUAGGGCUGGGACAAUACCAGUAUCGCGAUACAAAACACAAAGCAGAUUUAACUUCUUUAAGAAAACAGCCCUAAUUUUGGAAACAAACAUCAUUAUGUUGUCAUCCAGAAUCACAUGUAUUUAUUUUCCAAGCUAUAGCACACAAUAUUUUACAUACAGCAGGUUUUUAAAGGACCAAAGAGUUUGGUCUGCUUCGUGUUUUCAUUUUUGCCAUGGAAAAAAUAUUGUGAUACUGGUAUUGUCCUAGCCCUACUGUCAUCUUGACUAAUGCUACAAAUAGUUUUUGAUUGCAUUUCCGUUGCGCACAUCCAAGCUGGGAGUGUAGUAAAGCCCUGCACGGGCAUUAAUUUUAAACCCGAGCCCAUAAGUAAAUCCAUUAGCUGCUCUUCUCUGUCUGUCACUCGCUCCCUGCACACAGCUCGCUCUGCUCAUGGCUCUCGGAGUCUGUGAGUAUCCAUAGCAAUGGCUCAGCCUGGGCUUCUCUGCUCAAUGAAGAGGCAUGAGAGAGCAGUUAGCUGUUAGCUACUUUCGUCACUCUGAACUCAGACAAAGCUCAAUGAACAUUAUUAUUUUCUGUGAAAUAGUAUCUCCUGUUCUAUAUUUGAUGAGGUUGAAGCACUUCUGACACCAUGUUAUGAUCUUAGUCAGAUAUGACUGUACUGCGCAGCAGAGCACGAGCAAAUGGCUCAGCUUCAAAAUGUUAGUGAUCAAUUUAGUAAUAUCCGAUCCCUGCCCGUACCCUAGUUAUUGAUGAAAACACAGCCCUUACCCGGCCCUAACCCAAUGUAUAAUGUCAGGGCUCGGGUCGGGUAGCAGAGCUCUAAGAGUGUAGGUUAAAAUGUAGCCUAUUGUGCCCUCUCCUGUGUAAGCUGACAAAUCUACCAACUCACGUUUGUUGCCUAUGUUUUAGGCUUAAUGCUGGUUUGAUUCAUUGGCUUGCGGUAUUAUAAUAUACACAAAAGUAUGUGGACACCCCUUCAAAUUAGUGGAUUAGGCUAUUUCAGCCACACCCGUUGCUGACAGGUGUAUAAAAUCGAGCACAGCCAUGGAAUCUCCAUAGACAAACAUUGGCAGUAGAAUGGCCUUACUGAAUAGCUCAGUGACUUUCAACAUGCCACUGUCAUAGGAUGCCACCUUUCCAACAAGUCAGUUCGUCAAAUGUCUGCCCUGCUAGUGCUGCCCCGGUCAACUGUAAGUGCUGUUUUUGUGAAGUGGAAACAUCUAGGAGCAACAACGGCUCAGCCGCGAAGUGGUAGGACACACAAGCUCAGAGAACAGGAACGCUGAAGCGCGUACCGCGUAAAAAUCAUCUGUCCUUGGUUGCAACACUCACUACCGAGUUCCGAACUGCCUCUGGAAGCAUGAAAUGAAAUGAGUUUCCAUGGCCGAGCAGCCGCACACAAGCCUAAGAUCACCAUGCGCAAUGCCAAGCGUCAGCUGGAGUGGUGUAAAGCUCGCCGCCAUUGGACUCUGGAGCAGUGGAAACGCGUUCUCUGGAGUGUUGAAUCACGCCUCAGUAUCUUGCAGUCCGAAGGACUAAUCUGAGUUUGGCGGAUGCCAGGAGAAUGCUACCUGCCCCAAUGCAUAGUGCCAACUGUAAAGUUUGGUGGAGGAGGAAUAAUGGUCUGAGGUUGUUUUUCAUGGUUCGGGCUAGGCCCCUUAGUUCCAGUUCAAGAGAAAUCUUAAUGCUACAGCAUACAAUUACAUUGUAGACGAUUCUGGCUUCCAACUUUGUGGCAACAGUUUGGGGAAGGCCCUUUCCUGUUUCCGCAUUACAAUGCCCCUGUGCACAAAGCGAGGUCCAUACAGAAAUGGUUUGUCGUGAUCGGGGUGGAAGAAAUUGACUGGCCUGCAAAGAGCCCUGACCUCAACCCCAUUGAACACCUUUGGGAUGAAUUGGAACGCCGACUGCGAGCCAGGCCUCAUCGCCCAACAUUAGUGCCCGACCUCACUAAUGCUCUUGUGGCUGAAUGGAAUCAAGUCCCCACAGCAAUGUUCCAACAUCUAGUGGAAAGCCUUCCCAGAAGAGUGGAGGCUGUUGUAGCAGCAAAGAGGGGACCAACUCCAUAUUAAUGCCAUGAUUUUGGAAUGAGAUGUUCGACAGGCAGGUGUCCACAUACUUUUGGUCAUGUAGUGUAGCUAGAUAAUGGAAGUCAAACAUUCAGAGGAGUUUAUGGGGUGAAUGGAUUAAUAGUUAUCAUCUUGACAUGGUUAGCUCCUAUAAUAACUGCUGUUGUCUUCUGUGCAGAGGAGCUGUGUGCCUGGAGCGAGGAGGAAUGUCGAAACUUUGAACAUGGCUAUCGAGUUCAUGGGAAGAACUUCCACCUCAUUCAGGCCAAUAAGGUGAGCAGCACAAAAACUACAAACGUCAGGUUUGUGGAGAACCUGAUUUGCUACAAAGUUGAAAUUAUCUCUUUAAGUAAUGGCCAAGACUGGCAUCAUACAGGUUACAUCGAAGCACAUUUUGACAGUUGCUUCGACAUAACCUGAGGCGUGCCUGUGCAAACCUGCUUGUCUGCAUUGAUCAGACAAGAAACUCACAGAUUCAUACCAUAGCGAACAGUAAACCACACUGUGUUUAUGUGUCAGGUACGCACAAGGUCGGUGGGUGAGUGUGUGGAGUAUUACUACAUGUGGAAGAAGUCGGACCGCCACGAGUACUUCACCCAGCAGACCACUAAGCUGGGCCGCAAGAAGUACAGUCUGCAGUCAGGGAGCAUGUGAGUAGCACUGCAGAUAUGACCCUCUCUAGACUUGAGAGUCAAGCAGCAUUUGAAUGCCAUCUGAGUUGGCAAAUGAUACCAUCAAGUUGAGUGAAGUGUAGAAUUGCGGGCACUACUAUGACACUACCGUCAAGUUGUUGUUGUCAUGAUCGUCUCCUUGGCCUGGCACCAUUCCCAGAAUAAUAGCUUAUUUAAAUAGAGCGCAGGAAAAUGAAAAUCCGGACACAGCGGACACAUUUUAAUACGAGGUGUAGACGCACUGUACGGUGAUGGGAAUGGGUUGGAUCAUCUUGAUCGGAAUAAAUAACAGAUGUAGACAAGCAGAGACAUUGUAUCUCAAUAUAACCUCCACAUUGUCAUUGUUUUCAGACUAGAGAUGUUUAUUAUGUUUAGCUGAUACCUUGCUGGGAUGCUGGGAGUCCUGGGUCGUGUUCAGUACUCAUAACAAUAACUAAAUGGUUUGAAUCUGAGAAUGGAAAUGAGUCUUCUUCUUGGACAAGUUCAGGUGCAGUUGGAACGUUUUUUCCUUCACACGCCGUUUCCUUCUGUUUUAUGUCUUCCAGGGAGGAUGGAGAGGAGGAUGGAGAGGUUGGGGAGAUGGAGGGGUGCUCCCAGAUUCAGCCCCCCUCACAUCCACCAGUCAUAGACCUGGACAAGCAAGGUACCCUGCCCUGGACACCAACCUUAGCCUUGGCCCCUUCUCUAGCCCCAGUCCUAUACCACAGGCCUGGCCCUGAUCCCUGCCUCAGAGCAUUCAAGUUUCAGAGUUUAUUCGCCACGUGCACAGGAUACAACAGGCGUAAAACAGUACAGUGAAAUUCUUACCUUGAGAGCUCUUUCCCAACAAUGCAGUGAUAAUAAUAGAGAUAAGAAUAGAAAAUAGAAUUUAAAAAACAUUUUUGUAAAAAUGAAACCAACACACCACAAACACUACAGCUUGUUUUAAGACUGAGGUCAUAAGAGUUAGCUGGAUCCAUAAGGAAUAGUCAUACAUGCCCUCUCCUCUGAAGUCAGACAUCCACCCUCUCACCAUUUCAUAUCCACCCCACUCUUUGUCUUAUUAUUAUUUGUCUUGAUCACAUUGUUUGCCUCAAUUUGAUGUGUUGUGUUCAUGAACAUAUGAUUUGAAGCAUGUUUACAGUGAGGGAAAAAAGUUUUUGAUCCCCUGCUGAUUUUGUACGUUUGCCCACUGACAAAGAAAUGAUCAGUCUAUAAUUUUAAUGGUAGGUUUAUUUGAACAGUGAGAGACAGAAUAACAACAACAAAUCCAGAAAAACGCAUGUCAAAAAUGUUAUAAAUUGAUUUGCAUUUUAAUGAGGGAAAUAAGUAUUUGACCCCCUCUCAAUCAGAAGGAUUUCUGGCUCCCAGGUGUAUUUUAUACAGGCAAUGAGCUGAGAUUAGGAGCACACUCUUAAAGGGAAUGCUCCUAAUCUCAGUUUGUUACCUGUAUAAAAGACACCUGUCCACAGAAGCAAUCAAUCCAUCAGAUUCCAAACUCUCCACCAUGGCCAAGACCAAAGAGCUCUCCAAGGAUGUCAAGGACAAGAUUGUAGACCUACACAAGGCUGGAAUAAUAUACAAGACCAUCGCCAAGCAGCUUGGUGAGAAGGUGACAACAGUUGGUGCGAUUAUUCGCAAAUGGAAGAAACACGGCCUGGGGCUCCAUGCAAGAUCUCACCUCGUGGAAUUGCAAUGAUCAUGAGAACGGUGAGGAAUCCGCCCAGAACUACACGGGAGGGUCUUGUCAAUGAUCUCAAGGCAGCUGGGACCAUAGUACCAAGAAAACAAUUGGUAACACACUACGCAGUGAAGGACUGCAAUCCUGCAGUGCCCGCAAGGUCACCCUGCUCAAGAAAGCACAUAUACAUGCCCGUCUGAAGUUUGCCAAUGAACAUCUGAAUGAUUCCCUCACUGUAUGUAUCAGUCCCUACACCCAAACGAGGGCAUUGCGUUCAUCCACCUCUGGCCUGCUGGCUCCCCUUCCUCUGCGGAAGCAUAGUUCCCGCUCAGCCCAGUCAAAACUGUUCGCUGCUCUGGCACCCCAAUGGUGGAACAAGCUCCCUCACGACGCCAGGACAGCGGAGUCACUCACCACCUUCCGGAGACAUUUGAAACCCCACCUCUUUAUGGGAUAGGAUAAAGUAAUCCUUCUACCCCCCCCCCCCCCCCCCCCCCCCCCCCCCUUAAAAUAAAAUAAAAUAAAAAUUGUAAAGUGGUUAACCCACUGGCUAUAGGGUGAAUGCACCAAUUUGUAAGUCGCUCUGGAUAAGAGCGUCUGCUAAAUGACGUAAAUGUAAAUGUAAUUCAGAGGAGAACUGGGUGAAAGUGUUGUGGUCAGAUGAGACCAAAAUCGAGCUCUUUGGCAUCAACUCAACUCGCCGUGUUUGGAGGAGGAGGAGGAAUGCUGCCUAUGACCCCAAGAACACCAUCCCCACCGUCAAACAUGGAGGUGGAAACAUUAUGCUUUGGGGGUGUUUUUCUGCUAAGGGGACAGGACAACUUCACCGCAUCAAAGGGACGAUGGACGGGGCCAUGUACCGUCAAAUCUUGGGUGAGAACCUCCUUCCCUCAGCCAGGGCAUUGAAAAUGGGUCGUGGAUGGGUAUUCCAGCAUGACAAUGACCCAAAACACACGGCCAAGGCAACAAAGGAGUGGCUCAAGAAGAAGCACAUUAAGGUCCUGGAGUGGCCUAGCCAGUCUCCAGACCUUAAUCCCAUAGAAAAUCUGUGGAGGGAGCUGAAGGUUCGAGUUGCCAAACGUCAGCCUCGAAAGCUUAAUGACUUGGAGAAGAUCUGCAAAGAGGAGUGGGACAAAAACCCUCCUGAGAUGUGUGCAAACCUGGUGGCCAACUACAAGAAACGUCUGACCUCUGUGAUUGCCAACAAGGGUUUUGCCACCAAGUACUAAGUCAUGUUUUGCAGAGGGGUCAAAUACUUAUUUCUCUCAUUAAAAUGCAAAUCAAUUUAUAACAUUUUUUACAUGCGUUUUUCUGUAUUUUUUUGUUGUUAUUCUGUCUCUUACUGUUCAAAUAAACCUACCAUUAAAAUUAUAGACUGAUCAUUUCUUUGUCAGUGGGCAAACGUACAAAAUCAGCAGGGGAUCAAAUACUUUUUUCCCUCACUGUAUGUAUUGUUUUAUCCCACCUGUGUGUGUCUUUGUUUUCCCAUUGGUUUGUGUGUUUCUACCUUUGUGUUGGCAUGGUGUUCCAGAGGAGGAGGGCCGUCCCCGUCGCAGACGAACGCCCCGCUUUCUCUUAAAGCCCUGAUCUCACUGCACACAGGCCACUCUAACCAGGCAGGGCCACCAGGUAAAGACUCUAACCAGGCAGGGCCACCAGGUAAAGACUCUAACCAGGCAGGGCCACCAGGUAAAGACUCUAACCAGCCAAGGCCACCAGGUAAAGACUCUAACCAGGCAGGGCCACCCACCAGGUAAAGACUCUAACCAGGCAGGGCCACCCACCAGGUAAAGACUCUAACCAGGCAGGGCCACCCACCAGGUAAAGACUCUAACCAGGCAGGGCCACCCACCAGGUAAAGACUCUAACCAGGCAGGGCCACCCACCAGGUAAAGACUCUAACCAGGCAGGGCCACCCACCAGGUAAAGACUCUAACCGGGCAGGGCCACCCACCAGGUAAAGACUCUAACCAGGCAGGGCCACCCACCAGGUAAAGACUCUAACCAGGCCAACCUAUUUCUGCUGUUGCUGUUUUUGCUGAUUGAAAGUAUGAAGCCAAACAAGUUUCAUGAGGUCAGGUUUUCAUGAGGUCAGAACUAGAGCAGGCUCUUUUCCCAAAUACUUGUGAAGGCAUUAUGCUUCUCAGGCCAGGAAGUUGCAUGAAAUCUAAAAUCCCAAACCAUAAUAAAAUCUUAAGGCUUAUGAAAAGUCUCUCAUUGGAGGGUUAGCUUUUUAAAGUUUUGUUUUGGCUUCCUCACAAUAAUUUUUAACCUUAAAUGUUUUAUGAAUAGUUUAUUUUCAUUAUUUUAAUAAUUUAAUAAUUUAAAUUAUCAAAUAAAAUGUUAUUUGUCACAUGCGCCGAAUACAACAAAUACCUUGAAAUGCUUACCAUCUUACCAUGUUCACCAGCUUUGUUAUAUUGUACUUUCAGUCUGAAACCAUAACAUUUUGUAAAGAGCUGAUUGUCCCUUUUAGCUCAGGUGGUAGAGCAGGUUGUGGGUUCAAUUCCCACGGGGGUACCAGUACGAAAAAAGUAUGAAAAUGUAUGCACUCAGUACUGUAAGUUGCUCUGGAUAAGAGCGUCUGCUAAAUGACUAAAAUGUCAAAUGUAAUUGUAAUAUUAACCAGGUUUCCAUCCAACCAUUUCAUGCUAAUGAAUUACCUGAUGCAAAAAAAAUCAAGACAGGCCUCAUGGAAACAGCAAAUUUGUCGGUAGAAUUUCCUUAUGUCGACAAAACAAAAUACGCUAGACAAGGGUGGAUAAUUUUUUUGUCGGUUAAAUAGAUUCUGACAAUUAUGGUGGAAACUUAGUUACGCAAUGAUAUGUUACGUUAUAGCAUACUACGACCACAACGUGGACAAGCAUGAAGAGUUUAUAGGCAGACUAAAUAAAUUAUGAUGAACUUCACAUGGUGGUUAAGUGCACGAUGAGCUUCAUGCAAAUGUCCAACUAAUAUUGAGGGUAUAUUUGAAUGCUGGUGACAUGAUAAUCAGUGCUUUGUUGCCAAUUAUCAAAUAGAAAUGAUCUUGCUGUUGUCCAUAUCUCAUCAUAUAACCUAUCCUUCCCAUCUUAUCAACUAACUGUUGUCUACAGAGCAUGCGUCAAAACCAGGUUGGGCAAGUUUGCUAUUUAUCGCAAAAGUUUUUGUGACAAAGUCAUUAGUAGAGUUGAAAAUGUGAUGGAAACACAUUCAACUUUUAUUUUGGAAACUUGAGUGGUUUUUAUGUGCACUACGUCGUCAUGCACUACGUCGUCAUGCACUACGUCGUCAUGCACUACGUCGUCAUGCACUACGUCGUCAUGCACUAUGUCAUCAUGCACAGCUUUUUAUCCGCAACAAGUCAGUUUGAUGGAAACACACCUCUGGUGGGAAAAUGCUACAUUUAUUUAAAUGCAGAUUUUAUAAUAUUCGCAAAUUGGAUGGAAACCUAACUAGUAAGGGGAAAAAAGGGAACCACUGCCCAAUGUCAGUAGCUGGGUUUCCAUCCAAUUGGUGACAGAUUUCCAUGCGAAUAUUCUAAAACCUCCCACCAGAGGUGUGUCUCCCUCAAACUGACUUGUUGCGGAUAAAAACCUGUGUGUGAUGACCUAUUGCACAUACAGUGCAUUACAGCCUUACUGUAAAAUGGAUUAAAUAGUUUUUUUCCCUCAUCAAGCUACACACAAUACCUCAUAAUGACAAAGCAAAAACAGGUUUUUAGAAAUACCUUAUUUAUAAGUAUUCAGACUCUCGAGAUUGAGCUCAGGUGCAUCCUGUUUCCAUUGAUCAUCCUUGAGAUGUUUCUACAACUUGAUUGGAGUCCACCUGUGGUAAAUUCAAUUGAUUGGACAUGAUUUGGAAAGGCACACACCUGUCUACAGUGAGGGAAAAAAGUAUUUGAUCCCCUGCUGAUUUUGUACAUUUGCCCACUGACAAAGACAUGAUCAGUCUAUAAUUUUAAUGGUAGGUUUAUUUGAACAGUGAGAGACAGAAUAACAACAACAACAUCCAGAAAAACGCAUGUCAAAAAUGUUACAAAUUGAUUUGCAUUUUAAUGAGGGAAAUAAGUAUUUGACCCCUCUGCAAAACAUGACUUAGUACUUGGUGGCAAAACCCUUGUUGGCAAUCACAGAGGUCAGACGUUUCUUGUGUGAAAACCUGGUGGCCAACUACAUCUCAGGAGGAAUUUUGUUCCACUCCUCUUUGCAGAUCUUCUCCAAGUCAUUAAGCUUUCGAGGCUGACGUUUGGCAACUCGAACCUUCAGCUCCCUCCACAGAUUUUCUAUGGGAUUAAGGUCUGGAGACUGGCUAGGCCACUCCAGGACCUUAAUGUGCUUCUUCUUGAGCCACUCCUUUGUUGCCUUGGCCGUGUGUUUUGGGUCAUUGUCAUGCUGGAAUACCCAUCCACGACCCAUUUUCAAUGCUCUGGCUGAGGGAAGGAGGUUCUCACCCAAGAUUUGACGGUACAUGGCCCCGUCCAUCGUCCCUUUGAUGCGGUGAAGUUGUCCUGUCCCCUUAGCAGAAAAACACCCCCAAAGCAUAAUGUUUCCACCUCCAUGUUUGACGGUGGGGAUGGUGUUCUUGGGGUCAUAGGCAGCAUUCCUCCUCCUCCAAACACGGCGAAUUGAGUUGAUGCCAAAGAGCUCGAUUUUGGUCUCAUCUGACCACAACACUUUCACCCAGUUCUCCUCUGAAUCAUUCAGAUGUUCAUUGGCAAACUUCAGACGGCCCUGUAUAUGUGCUUUCUUGAGCAGGGGGACCUUGCGGGCACUGCAGGAUUUCAGUCCUUCACGGCGUAGUGUGUUACCAAUUGUUUUCAUGGUGACUAUGGUCCCAGCUGCCUUGAGAUCAUUGACAAGAUCCUCCCGUGUAGUUCUGGGCUGAUUCCUCACCGUUCUCAUGAUCAUUGCAACUCCACGAGGUGAGAUCUUGCAUGGAGCCCCAGGCCAAGGGAGAUUGACAGUUCUUUUGUGUUUCUUCCAUUUGCGAAUAAUGGCAUCAACUGUUGUCACCUUCUCACCAAGCUGCUUGGCGAUGGUCUUGUAGCCCAUUCCAGCCUUGUGUAGGUCUACAAUCUUGUGCCUGACAUCCUUGGAGAGCUCUUUGGUCUUGGCCAUGGUGGAGAGUUUGGAAUCUGAUUGAUUGAUUGCUUCUGUGGACAGGUGUCUUUUAUACAGGUAACAAGCUGAGAUUAGGAGCACUCCCUUUAAGAGUGUGCUCCUAAUAUCAGCUCGUUACCUGUAUAAAAGACACCUGGGAGCCAGAAAUCUUUCUGAUUGAGAGGGGGUCAAAUACUUACUUCCCUCAUUAAAAUGCAAAUCAAUUUAUAACAUUUUUGACAUGCAUUUUCCUGGAUUUUUUUGUUAUUAUUCUGUCUCUCACUGUUCAAGUAAACCUACCAUUAAAAUUAUAGACUGAUUAUUUCUUUGUCAGUGGUCAAACGUACAAAAUCAGCAGGGGAUCAAAUACUUUUUUCCCUCACUGUAUAUAAGGUCCCACAGUUGACAGUGCAUGUCAGAGCAAAAUCCAAGCCAUGUGGUCGAAGGAAUUGUCCUUAGAGCUCCAAGAAGGGAUUGUGUCGAGGCACAGAUCUGGGGAAGGGUACCAAAAAAUGUUUGCAGCAUUGAAGGUCACCAAGAACACAGUGGCCUCCAUCAUUCUUAAAUGGAAGAAGUUUGGAACCACCCAGAAUCUUCCUAGAGCUGGCCGCCCGGCCAAACUGAGCAAUCGGGGGAGAAGGGCCUUGGUCAGGGAGGUGACCAAAAACCUGAUGGUCACUCUGACAGAGCUCCAGAGUUCCUCUGUGGUGAUGGGAGAACCUUCCAGAAGGACAACAAUCUCUGCAGCACUCCACCAAUCAGGCCUUUAUGGUAGAGUGGCCAGACGGAAGCCACUCUUCAGUAAAAGGCACAUGACAGCCCGCUUGGAGUUUACCAAAAGGCACCUAAAGGACUCUCAGACCAUGAGAAACAAGAUUCUCUGGUCUGAUGAAACCAAGAUGUAACUCUUUGGCCUGAAUGCCAAGUGUCACGUCUGGAGGAAUCCUGGCACCAUCCCCACGGUGAAGAAUGGUGGUGGCAGCAUCAUGCUGUGGGGAUGUUUUUCAGCGGCAGGGACUGGGAGACCAGUCAGGAUUGAGGGAAAGAUUAACUGAGCAAAGGACAGAGAGAUCCUUGAUGAAAACCUGCUCCGGAGCGCUCAGACUGGGGCGAAGGUUCACCUUCCAACAGGACAACGACCCUAAGCACACAGCCAAGUCUCUGAAUGUUCUUGAGUGGCCUAGCCAGAGCCCGGACUUGAACCUGAUCGAACAUCUCUGGAGAGACUUGAAAAUAGCUGUGCAGCGACGCUCCCCAUCCAACCUGACAGAGCUUGAGAGGAUCUGCAGAGAAGAAUGGGAGAAACUCCCCAAAUACAGGUGUGCCAAGCUUGUAGCGUCAUACCCAAGAAGACUCGAGGCUGUAAUCGCUGCCAAAGAUACUUCAAAGUACUGAGUAAAGGGUUUGAAUACUUAUGUAAAUGUGAUAUCUCAGGUUUUUAUUGUAUAUAUACAUUUGCAAAAAUUUCUAAAAACCUGUUUUUGCUUUGUCAUUAUGCGGUUUUGUGUUGUGUGUACAUGUCUUUUUUAUUUUUUUUAUCAAUAUGGCUGUAACGUAACAAAAUGUGGAAAAAGUAAAGUGGUCUGAAUACUUUCCGAAUGCAUUGUAUAUACAAAAGUAGUGGAUUCGGCUAUUUCAGCCACACCGGUUGCUGACAGGUGUAUAAAAUCAGGCACACAGCCAUGCAAUCUCCAUUGACCAACAUUGGCAGUAGAAUGGCCUUACUGAAGAGCUCAGUGACUUUCAACGUGGCAUGAAGUGGUAGGCCACACAAGCUCACAGAAUGGGACCACCAAGUGCUGAAGUGCGUAGCGCGUAAAACUCGUCUGUCCUCGGUUGCAACACUCCCUACCAAGUUCCAAACUGCCUCUGGAAGCAACGUCAGCACAAUAACUGUUCGUCGGGAGCUUCAUGAAAUGGGUUUCCAUGGCCGAGCAUCUGCACACAAGCCUAAGAUCACGCUUCACCAUCUGGCAGGCCGACGGACGAAUCUGGGUUUGGCGGAUGCCAGGAGAACACUACCUGCCCGAAUGCAUAGUGCCAACUGUACAGUUUGGUGGAAGAGGAAUAAUGAUCUGGGGCUGUUUUUCAUGGUUCGGGCUAGGCCCCGUAGUUCCAGUGAAGGGAAAUCUUAAUGCUACAGCAUACAAUGACAUUCUCAACGAUUCUGUGCUUCCAACUUUGUGGCAACAGUUUGGGGAAGGACCUUUCCUGUUUCAGCAUGAUAAUAUCUCUGUGCGCAAAGCGAGGUCCAUACAGAAAUGGUUUGUCGAGAUCGGUGUGGAAGAACUUGACUGGCCUGCACAGAGCCCUGACCUCAACCCCAUCGAACACCUUUGGGAUGAAUUGGAACGCCGACUGCGAGCCAUGCCUAAUCGCCCAACAUCAGUGCCCGACCUCACUAAUGCUCUUGUGGCAGAAUGGAAGUAAGUCCCCGCAGCAAUGUUCCAACAUCUAGUGGAAAGCCUUCCCAGAAGAGUGGAGGCUGUUAUAGCAGUAAAGGGGGGACCAACUCCAUAUUAAUGCCCAUUAUUUUGGAAUGAGAUGUUUGACGAGCAGGUGUCCACACACUUUUGGUAAUGUAGUGUAUUUCUGUAUUUCAUUUUCAAUACAUUUGCAAAAAUGUCUGAAAACAUGUUUUCACUUUGUCAUUAUGUGAUAUUGUGUCUAGAUGGUUGAGAAUUUUUUAUUUUAUUAAUUUGAAUUCAGGUUGUAACACAACAAAAUGUGGAAUAAGUCAAGGAGUAUGAAUACUUUCUGAAGGCACUGUAAAAUAACUUUCGUGCAUAAAUGUACAGAUUAUAAAAAACAUAAGUUCAAUGUGUUUCCAUCACAUUUUCAACUCUAUCGAUGGUUUUGGCACACAUAUUGUUGUGAUAAAAAGCAUACUUGCCCAAUCUGGUUUUGGUGCAUGCUUUCUAGACAACAGUUGGCUGAUAAAGUGGACAUGGUAGAUUAUAUAAUGCGAUAUGGUUAAGAGCGAGUGUUACAUCUCCUCCCGUUGCUCCCCUCCGCCGGUCUACUGAGCCACCGGUCUGAGCGCAACACCUCGGCAACACCGGAAUGGAAACCCAACGCACCCUAAUCACCUCCAGCGCACCUGCACCUCGUCAUCUCAUCACCACCCCUAUGUAGCCCUGGACAGUUCAGCGUUGUUGUGUGUGAUUGUUAGUGUCUUGUCGUGUACUCGCACUUUGUUGUUCUCUUGCUCAGUGUUAAGUAAACCUUUAUAUUGAUUCCUGCGUCUGCGUCUUCGUAUCCUCAGUACUCGUCACAGUGAGAUACAAUUUUUUUUAUAGAUAAUUGGCAGCCAAGCGCCGAACAUCAUGUCACAUUCAAAUAAUAGACCCUACCCUCGAUAUUUAUUGGAAAUUUGCAUGAAGCUCAUCACCGUGCACUUAACCACCAUAAGUUAUGAAGUUUUGAAAUAAGUUAUGAAAUAACUUAUUUCAUCUCCCUAUAAACUCUGCAUGAUUUUCCAUGUUGUGGUGGUAGUACAAUGUAACAUCAUCGCGUGACUCCAAGGUUACUGCGAUAUGAUGGUUAUUAUAUCAAUAUUUGCUCUGUCGGUUACCGUUGAGGUAGUGCUUGUUCAAGUCUCUCUUUAGUAAUUCUCUGCUUGUCUAGAUGCUGAGUUGGGGAUGGAGGUGUUGGAGCUGUGUGGCGCUCCUUGCCCUAGCCCACCGAGGGAGCAGCUGUUCAGCCACUUCUCUCCACUCCCCCCUCUGGAGGACCUGCAGCAGGAGCCCUCUCUGAACUGUUGCAGCCCGGGCCUCUGUCCCACCUUGCCUCCUGCCCAGCUCCACCCCUCCUCACGGCCCUGCUGCAGCCCCCCGUCCCCCCCAGCGGAGCCUCCUCUCCUGGGUUCUGGCUUCUACCAGCUGCAGCUGGGGCCUUUCCUUCCAGACGGCCUGUCCACGGGGCCAGAGGAUGGGGCCUCCCAGGGGCUGCAGGUAGACUUCUCCCUGCCCUCCGUCCCCCAGCCCUCACCCGCCAUUGCCCCCUCAGUCUCCAUCACUUCAGACUUUGGGGCCAUCAGCAGUUACCUGUGUCCCUCAGCCCUGUGCCCCCCUCCCAUCCAGCACCCCCGCUCUCUCACACAGUAAGGGGAGGAAGAAGGGUGUCUUUACCCUGGAGAACAUUCCAAUAACAUAUGGGUUGUCUAUACUUCUAAUUAUUGCCUGUUGAAGUAAACUUGGACCAGAGCUUACCCAUGUGAUGGUGUGAAACUCCCCAGGAGAGAAACUGUGUUUUUACGGGGAGAUGGGCCUACCUGUAUCAUAGUGUUUACUAGGGGGGACUCCCACUGCUCACAAGCACAAUGGCUUACCUACCUGUCUGUUCUGGAAGGCCAGUCGUUCUACAGGGAUGUUCCCAGUUCUUAGAGAAUUCUUAGGUAAUGUUGGUACUGGAAAAGCGGCUGGGCUUGUUGAUAGUUCCAAGGCCAAAGCAAUUAGCCUGAUGUUCUUUGCAGUGACCACCUCCUCUUCCAGAGCAGAACUAGCGACAGAUUUAAGCCCUGUUUACUGGGAACAAUGAGAAGCAGACAGACAGCAUGACCUGGAUGCCGUAUUAUAGCAGUAUGUCCACAAGAGAUGUUCUCCCUCUAUCGGUUCUGAUAAGGCUGUUUCUAUGAGCAGGGUUCAGUCUGCACUUGUACGACUCUUCACCACUCUGACUGUGGAUCUCUUAGGUAGGAUCAGCCUCCCUGGUUCACUGUGGUUCCACCUCUCUUGAACAUCCACAACUGAAACUGAAGGUUUUGUAUACAGUCUGUUCAAAAGGAAAGAUCUGUAUAAAAAUAUCAUGAAACAAUGCUUUUGAGAUUGUCACAAUGUUUUAUUUUCUUGUUACUUGUUGUUCAGAAAUGUCUUGGAAGGUUUGCAAUAAGAAACCAGAGUUUUUGAUGGGAGUACUUUUGUGUUUUUUCUAGUUUAUGUUGACAUUUGAAAGGUCUUGUACAGUACCAAACUCUCACAAUUGCCUGACAACCACGGUAGGCACAUUAGCCUGUGUUUUGCACAUUAUUGUACAUGUUACUUUAGGUAAGUCACUGAAUACACAGUUACUCAGGUUUUGUAGCCUCUGGCUUCUUCCAUGUAUCUCAACUCCUGUUGUGUGAUUAAGUGUUGAAUAUUGCCCUGAACCACACAUGCAACCUUGGGGAUAACAGUCAUUGUAAAAGCCCAAUGGCAUUGAAGGACAUCAACCCAAAAGGGGUGUGUUCAGAAGGGUGCAAUGUUAUGAACGUUGCAGAUGGAGAAUGUGAUAUAUAGAGCUAAUAUAGCUAGCUAUACAGUCCCCAGGUUUCAGUGAUGCUCUACAGGAUCCUGCCACUAGAGGAUCUCGGCUGUCACAUAGUCUGAAGAGCGCCUGCCUGCUUCACAACCCCUGCUCAGGUGGGCCCGAAGAGAAUACGUCCCCUGUGCUCUCUGCCCUGACAGCAGGAAAACUCCAUGUCUUUAUUUAUUUUUAUAGGUGGGGUCAUCCUCUACUCCCUGCUCUGA